This is a messenger RNA of Coregonus sp. 'balchen', 1577 nucleotides long. NCBI's taxonomy places the organism in Eukaryota, Metazoa, Chordata, Actinopteri, Salmoniformes, Salmonidae. The record is from the annotation of a GenBank genome assembly.
AUGCCAGCCGUGGUCAGCUGUGUCCCUGGACCACAGUACGUACAGAACAACGCACUGAAGAAGAAGAAACUGAAAACCACGGUAAAGUACCUGUGUGUGUGUGUGUGUGUGUGUGUGUGUGUGUGUGUGUGUGUGUGUGUGUGUGUGUGUGUGUGUAUGUAUGUGUGUGUGUGUGUUUGCGCGCGCGCGCCCAUUUGUAUCUCAUUGGAAUAGACUUGAAGCUUCAACUAGAGUUUCUGAUUAUUGUAUCUCCAUCCCCCGUGUCUCCUCCCCUCCCCUCCCCCGUGUCUCCUCCCCUCCCCUGUGUCUCCUCCCCUCCCCUCCCUGUGUCUCCUCCCCUCCCCUCCCCGUGUCUCCUCCCCUCCCCUCCCCUGUGUCUCCUCCCCUCCCCUGUGUCUCCUCCCCUCUCCUGUAUCUCCUCCCCUCUCCUGUGUCUCCUCCCCUCCCCUGUGUCUCCUCCCCUCCCCUCCCCCGUGUCUCCUCCCCUCUCCUGUAUCUCCUCCCCUCCCCUGUGUCUCCUCCCCUCCCCUGUGUCUCCUUCACUCCAUCACCCGUGUCUCCUCCCAUCCCCUGUGUCUCCUUCACUCCAUCACCCGUGUCUCCUCCCCUCCCCUGUAUCUCUCCACUCCCCUGUAUCUCCUCCCCUCCCCUGUGUCUCCUCCCCUCCCCUGUGUCCCCUCCCCUCCCCUGUGUCCCCUCCCCUGUGUCUCCUCCCCUCCCCUCUCCUCCCCUGUGUCCCAUCCCCUCCCCUGUGUCCCCUCCCCUUUGUCUCCUCCCCUCCCCUCUCCUCCCCUGUGUCCCAUCCCCUCCCCUGUAUCUCCUCCCCUACCCUGUGACUCCUCCCCUCCUCCCCUCCCAUGUGUCCCCUCCCCGUGUCUCCUCCCCUCCCCUGUGUCCCAUCCCCUCCCCUGUAUCUCCUCCCCUACCCUGUGACUCCUCCCCUCCUCCCCUCCCAUGUGUCCCCUCCCCGUGUCUCCUCCCCUCCCCUGUGUCCCCUCCCCUCCCCUGUGUCCCCUCCCCUCCCCUGUGUCCCCUCCCCUGUGUCUCCUCCCCUCUCCUUCCCUCCCCUGUGUCUCCUCCCCUCUCCUCUCCUCCCCUCCCCUGUGUCCCCUCCCCUGUGUCUCCUCCCCUCCCCGUGUCCCCUCCCCUCCCCUUUGUCUCCUCCCCUCCCCUGUGUCCCAUCCCCUCCCCUCCCCCGUGUCCCCUCCCCUCCCCUCCCUUGUCUCCUCCCCUCCCCUGUGUCCUCUCCCCUCCCCUGUAUCUCCUCCCCUCCCCUGUGUCUCCUCCCCUCCCCUUUGUCUCCUCCCCUCCCCUGUGUCCCCUCCCCUCCCCUGUGUCUCCUCCCCUCCCCUCUGCUCUCCUCCCCUCUCCUCUCCUCUCCUCUCUCCUCUCAUCAGAGUACGGUGAGGCUGAAGGGCGGUGCCAAGCUGGGUGAGGGCAGAGUGGAGGUGCUGAGGAACAAUGAGUGGGGCACAGUGUGUGACGACCGUUGGACCCUGCUGUCAGCCAGCGUGGUGUGCAGGGAGCUGGGCUUCGGAUCCGCCAAGGAGGCCCUGACUGGGGCUCGCAUGGGACAA